This is a messenger RNA of Trichoplusia ni (cabbage looper), 3098 nucleotides long. RefSeq lists its product as uncharacterized. NCBI's taxonomy places the organism in Eukaryota, Metazoa, Arthropoda, Insecta, Lepidoptera, Noctuidae. Gene Ontology annotation, molecular function: catalytic activity. The record is from RefSeq and is a predicted model, not a curated record. The transcript has a single exon. Bases 85 to 2901 code for a protein of 938 amino acids.
GAGGGGAUAUCUUUCCGUCGUUUUUAUAAUUUAAAAAUGAGGACGGAGGGUAUUGUUUAAUAUGUGAAAUAUUACAUACUGUUGAUGAUGGAUAAGAAUUGUACCUUCAUUAGUUAUAAUUGUAGAUCGGUAAGACGAUCUGUGGAUUGCAUUCGUGCAUUAUGUAAACAAGGUGAUAUAAUAGCACUUCAAGAGACUUGGUGUAUGCCCCAUGAACUAUCUUUUUUGGGAACCAUUGAUGACAACUUCAGCUACACUGCUACUUCUGCUGUGGAUACGACAUCGGGAAUGUUGCGGGGGAGACCGCACGGAGGCGUAGCUCUUCUAUGGAGAAAGAGCAUCUUUCCAAAUGUAACAGUGAUACAGUGUAAAAGUGUACGUCUAUCGGCUAUAAAAGUAUCGACUGCGACGAGCAGAUCGUUUAUUGUGUUUUCUGUGUACAUGCCUGUGGACGUAACUGAAAAUCUAGCGGAGUUUACGAGUUGUCUCGGUGAGAUUAGUGCCAUUAUAGAGAGUUGUGAUUUAGAGUCGAUUUAUAUUAUGGGAGAUUUCAACGCGCACCCGAGUGAGGCGUUUGGUAAGGAACUUAUAAACUUUUGUAGUGAACAGAAAUGGAUUUGUGUGGAUCUUGAACGGUUAGGCAUAACAUCUGACACCUACACAUACAUAAGUGAUUCGCAUGGCUCUAGAAGGUGGUUAGACCACUGUCUAGUAACGGAAAAUGCCUGGAGUACUGUAACUAAUAUUAAUGUUAAGUAUGAUGUAUAUUGGUCUGAUCAUUUCCCUCUAAUAUUAAGCUGUAAUAUCAAUAUGAUUAGCCCUAAGAUAGUACAUAGUGUUAGAGUUCCUAAUAAAAUAGUGUGGGGUACUAGAGAUACAAAACAAAUUGAGCAGUAUAAUAAAAUAUGUAAUAGUUUAUUUAGAGAUUUAGAUUAUCCGACUGAGUUUACUGGCUGUGAUGGAAAGUUGUGCAAUAAUGUAGAUCAUAAAGUGAUAAUUAGUAAUAUGUAUAAUAAUAUUGUGAAAAUACUGAGGGAGGGGGCGGUACGCAGUUAUAUUCUUCACAAAAAGAAACCCCGGGUAAUAGGGUGGAAUAAACAUGUCCGUAGUGCUCAUGACCAGGCCCGUAUAGCUUAUUUGACCUGGAUUCAGUGUGGCAAACCCACUAUUGGUCCAAUCUAUAAUAAUAUGUGCGAAACAAAAAGGGUUUUUAAAUCUAAAAUAAAGUGGUGCCAGAAUAAUGAAUUACAACUUCAGGUGGACAUGUUAGCCACGCAUCACAAAGCGAAAGAUUUUAAUAGUUUUUGGAAACUUACGAACAAACUUGUGCCAAAGAAUAGUUUACCCGUGAGCAUGAAUGGUAUUUGUGAUCAUAAAGGCAUCUCUAAUUUAUUUAAGGACCAAUUUAUGGUACAGCCUCAGCCCUGUAACAUCCAAGGGGCGCUUUCUUCAAAAAGACCUCGUGCUGAUACUGUCAUGUCCGACAUGAAUACUUUGGUUCGUGCGAAGGAUAUUGUAGCAAUAAUUAAUGGUAUGAAGAGAGGGAAGUCACCUGGGCAUGACGGUCUCAGCAUAGAGCAUUUGAGGUUUGCUGGCAAACAUCUUCCGCGAGUUUUGGCGAUGUUUUAUAAUUUUUGUAUCAGCCACUCAUAUCUCCCUGAUGAUUUAAUGAAGACGGUUGUUGUACCAAUCAUCAAAAACAAAACAGGUGACGCCUCCGACGGGUCCAACUACAGGCCCAUUUCGCUAGCUACUAUCUUAGCGAAGGUGCUGGACAGUCUGCUUGAUAAGCAAUUGAAUAAGCAUAUGUCAUUAAGUGACGCUCAGUUUGGGUUUCAAUCCAAACUAUCUACUGAGACUGCUAUUCUUUGCCUCAAGCAUACUGUUCAGUACUAUACGAGCAGAAAAACGCCAGUAUAUGCCUGUUUUCUGGACCUGUCGAAGGCAUUUGAUUUAGUGUCAUAUGACAGACUAUGGGAAAAGAUGUUAGCAGAAACAACUGUGCCAGAGGUUACUAUUAAUCUGUUUAGGUAUUGGUACAGCAAUCAAAUGAAUGUUGUGAGGUGGGCAGACUCAUAUUCUGACGAGUAUAGAUUAGAUUGCGGAGUCAGGCAGGGGGGUAUAACCUCGCCAAAAUUGUUUAAUCUGUAUAUUAAUGGGCUGAUCGUUGAACUCAGCAAAGCCAAUGUUGGGUGUUCCAUCAAUGGAAACACGACAAAUAAUAUUAGCUACGCAGAUGACAUGGUUUUGCUGAGUCCUUCGAUCAGUGCAUUGAACAAAUUGAUUCGAAUUUGUGAAGCAUAUGCGGCGGCUCAUGGGCUCAAGUACAAUAUUAAAAAAAGUGAAUUAAUGCUUUUUAAAGCGGGCACUAAAAGUUAUGACGUUCCACCAGUCCUACUUAAUGGAUCACCACUAACAUGGGUCAAACAAUUUAAGUACUUGGGUCACUGGGUCGUAGAUAGUCUGAGUGAUGAUAUGGAUCUGGAGAGGGAACGUAGGGCACUGUCGGUUCGAUGCAAUAUGCUGGCUCGUAGGUUUGCACGUUGUUCAAAACCAAUUAAAAACACGCUAUUCAAAGCGUACUGUCAAUCUUUUUACACGUGCAGCCUAUGGGUCAAGUAUACGCAGAAGGCCUACAGUGCCUUACGGGUCCAGUAUAAUAACGGAUACAGGAUGCUGUUGGGUCUACCUCGCUUCUGCAGCGCUUCGGGGAUGUUCGCAGAGGCUCGUAUAGACGACUUUUUUGCCAUAAGGCGAAAAAGAAUUGCAUCCCUAUUGCGGCGGGUGAGGGAUGGCGCUAACAGUUUUCUGGCCGUUGUAUCUCAGGACAUAAAUAAUGAUAUCAUGAGGCACUGGAUGGCUAUACAAAAACCGUCGAUUCUUGUUUUUAGCGUUAAGUGAGUUAAUGUGUUCCUUAACAGUAUUUAAAUUGUAUUUCUAAAUAUGGACUCUGGUUCGAAAUAAAGAUAUUAUUAUUAUUAUAUUAUAUUAAAAAAAAGCUCUUAAAAAGUCGCAAAUCAAAAAGAUUUCGCAGCCGGUAGGAUUCGAACCUACGCUCCCACUGGGAAUCUGAUUUCGAGUCAGACGCCUUAACCACU